AGCAACUUUCCUUCCCCAAACCUCCAACCCCACCAACUCAUCUCAACUACUCUGGCUCGCUGAGCGAAAGCCUUCUUCCUUUCACGCAUACAUAUUAUCUCUCUCCCUGUUGAUUAUUUCAAAAUGGAUCGUAUCAAGGAGCGCAUGAACAACCUCCGCAUCGAGGCGGAUGAGGCCCACGAGAAGAAUGAGGAGCUGAACAACAAGAUCCGCACUCUUGAGCAGGAGAGCCUGGCUAAGGAGCAGGAGAUCACAUCGCUCAACCACCGCAACUCCCUACUUGAGGAGGAGGUUGAGAAGCUGGAGAACUCCGUCAAGGAUGCUAAGGAUGCUGCCGGUGCCAGUGCCCAGCACGACACCCAGAACGAGGCACUUCAGCGCCGCGUGCAGCUCCUUGAGGAGGAGGCUGAGGAGAACGAGAAGACUCUCCGCGAGACCAACGAGAAGCUCCGCCAGACCGACGUCAAGGCCGGCCACUACGAGCGCAAGGUCCAGGCCCUCGAGACAGAGCGCGACUCGUGGGAGGCCAAGUACGAGGAGAUGUCAAAGAAGUUCAACGAUUUGCAGAAGGAGUUGCACGAGCUCGAGGUCUCUAUCAGCAACGUUUAAGUAGGAUCAGGCUACCGUGUAUCGAUGUCGAGUGUAAGGAGACGUUGGGUUGGAUGCAGGCUUUCUUCC
Penicillium longicatenatum is the source of this 678-nucleotide messenger RNA. Its product is annotated as tropomyosin. Gene Ontology annotation, cellular component: actin filament; actomyosin contractile ring. Lineage: Eukaryota; Fungi; Ascomycota; Eurotiomycetes; Eurotiales; Aspergillaceae. Gene Ontology annotation, biological process: mitotic cytokinesis; actin filament organization. The transcript has 3 exons. Gene Ontology annotation, molecular function: actin filament binding. The record is from RefSeq and is a predicted model, not a curated record. The coding region runs from base 124 to 609 and encodes 161 amino acids.